This is a messenger RNA of Chaetomium strumarium, 982 nucleotides long. RefSeq lists its product as uncharacterized. Lineage: Eukaryota; Fungi; Ascomycota; Sordariomycetes; Sordariales; Chaetomiaceae. The record is from RefSeq and is a predicted model, not a curated record. The coding region runs from base 1 to 981 and encodes 326 amino acids. The transcript is spliced from 3 exons.
AUGGCGAUGAUACUGAUAGUUUACUCUCUGAUCAUCCUCGCCCUUCUACGAACACAUAACGCUGGCCACCUCUCCCUACCCAUCCCCCCUGUCCUGACAAUCCUAACCAUCCUCCUACCCUUCCUCUCCCUCUUCACGACGCUCUUCAUCCCCCACCUUUUCUUCCACCCGCGUUCCCCCUAUAGCCGCAACCGCAACUGCAAACACACCACCAGCACCACCCCCUCCCCAACAAUCCUCCCUCUCUCCAUCCAACCCCUGCUCCCUUCCAUCCUCCACAUCGUCCAACUAAUCCUCACCACACUCCUGGCAACCUCAUUCGCCUGCCCCUUACUCUCCCGAUCUACCACUUCCUGCCUGCUUCACAACAAAUGGCUCGCCCUCUAUUCGUCCCACAACGCCGACGCCGUCCGCUGCAUCCAGGACGCCCUCGCCUGCUGCGGCUUCCGCACCCCGCGUGACAUGGCCUGGCCCUUCCCGCGGGGGUCCUACCCGGCCCCGGGGGCGUGCGAGGCCCAGUUCGGGCGGCACACACCUUGCCUGCCGGAGUGGGACGGGACGCUGAGACGGGUGGCUGGCGGGGAGCUCGGGGUUGUGCUUGCUGUUGGGGUGCUGCAGGUGCUGGUUGUCUUUCUGGUGGGGAGAUAUAGACAUGGUACUAGUACUACUACUAGUAGUAGUACUGUCGAUGGGGAUUGGGGAUGGGUGAGAAGGUUGUUCGGGGGGAGUGGCCUUUUGCCCGGUUAUGAGCCAAGCGGCGGGGAGGGGAGUCGACGACCUAUGUUGGCUGCUCCGGGAGAGGAUGUGGAGACGGAGAGGGUGGAUGAGGAGGAGGGGGAAGGGAAGGUGCGGGAUGGAGAGGAAAGGGAGGAUGGGAGCGAGGAGCAGAGAGGGACGGGUGGAUAUGGCGGGGUUGCGGGAGCUGGGCCGAUGGUCGAGCCGGCGCAUCAUGAUCCCUGGGCUGGUGUGCAACGGGGGUAGG